UAUACCAGCCAGUUGUGUUGCAGCUCUCGUGGGAGUAACUCACUUAUUCUAUCAACAUUUGAGUGCUGGUCUGUUCCAACGGGUAGGGCAACAUGGCUCCACAGAUAAAAGAGGCGUCAGGGGAGAAACCCGCAUAUGCUGAACUGAACAAUCUGAUAUCGGAAAAGCUGGGCGGACGGAUCCUGUUCGCAACUGAUGACUGGUUCACUGUAGCUGAGAAUUUAUUAAAGGAGAGUGAGCCAGAGUGGCGGGAGGGAGAAUUUACGGAGUUCGGCAAGUGGAUGGACGGCUGGGAGACGCGACGGAAGAGGAAGCCUGGCCAUGACUGGUGCAUCAUCAAACUCGGUGUGGCUGGGGUGGUCGAGGGUGUAGACGUAGACACUUGUCACUUUACUGGUAACUACGUGCCUCGGGUGUCCAUCCAAGCAGCCGUCCUCACCCCUGAAGAGGAGAAAGUCAUCCCAGAGAGGAAGAGCGAGAUGGGCACUGAAGCCUCAGACCAGCAGCUGAAAGAGGUGGAAGCCCUCAACUCACAGGAAUGGACGACUAUCAUCCCAAGGAGUCAAGCCGGACCAGGCUACCCCUCCACUAGGCACACCUACCUUCCUUCGGAAUCCAACGGUCGCUAUACCCAUCUUCGGCUGAACAUCUACCCUGACGGAGGAAUCGCCAGGCUCAGAGUCUUCGGGUAUGCGGUUCCUGACUGGUCACUCGUAUCCCCAACACAAAUGUUGGACCUGGCGUCGGUGGAGAGUGGUGGUGUGUGUUUGGAAUACAGCGACGCGCACUAUGGUCACCCUCGCAACCUCAUCGGUCCUGGCCGAGGCGUCAACAUGGGCGACGGGUGGGAGACGGCACGCAGGCUGGACAGACCACCCAUCCUUGUUGCUGACGGUAAAGGAGUGCUGGAAGUGAGCGGGUAUGAGUGGACUGUGCUGCGUCUGGGUCACCAUGGCAACAUCCUCAAGGUGGAGGUGGACACUCACCACUUCAAGGGCAACUACCCUGACUCGUGCAGAAUAGACGGUUGCCUCCUAAAACAAGGCCAGCAUCCUACAAACUUCGGCAAUGAUGACUCCCUCUGGCUGACCAUACUGUCCCCACAGAAGAUGCGCGCGCACGACCAUCACUUCUUUGAGGCUGAAUUGGAGAAAGUGGGUCCAGUGUCUCACGUCAGGGUGGUCAUCGCCCCUGAUGGAGGCAUAAGUAGAGUCAGGAUAUACGGCAAUAUCACACCCACCGAAUCAUAAUAUCGACAGAAAUUGUAACUAGAAGAGGAAUUGGUAAAGUACCUACAACGCUGCCGUUUUACCACCACCACCAUCAAUAACGGGAAGAACAACAGCUUCAACGGUAACGGCAGAAACAGACCUUUAGCCCAAGGAUCUCAAAAUUUCAAUCGGCUUCCAUUUAUAAAUAAACUCCUAUAAAAACCCCGUAUGUCGAUAUAUUUAAUAUAACGUUGAGACUGUAAUAAAAUGAAAAGUGAUUUUCAAAAAAUUUGGCCAAGUUUGUUCUGAGUGUUAGUUUGUUUAAUUAUAUAUCAAUCUGGAUUAAUGUUGAAUAAAGUCUUGCAAAAUAAAA
Molecule: messenger RNA, 1584 nt
Organism: Homarus americanus (American lobster)
Lineage: Eukaryota; Metazoa; Arthropoda; Malacostraca; Decapoda; Nephropidae
Product: allantoicase-like
Exons: 9
Coding region: 93-1250 (385 amino acids)
Biological process (GO): allantoin catabolic process
Molecular function (GO): allantoicase activity
Source: RefSeq, a predicted model, not a curated record